Anguilla rostrata (American eel) is the source of this 763-nucleotide messenger RNA. RefSeq names its product large ribosomal subunit protein eL19. Gene Ontology annotation, molecular function: structural constituent of ribosome; RNA binding. The transcript is spliced from 6 exons. Bases 120 to 710 code for a protein of 196 amino acids. Lineage: Eukaryota; Metazoa; Chordata; Actinopteri; Anguilliformes; Anguillidae. The record is from RefSeq and is a predicted model, not a curated record. Gene Ontology annotation, biological process: translation. Gene Ontology annotation, cellular component: ribosome; cytosolic large ribosomal subunit.
GAGAUAAAUGCAUUUAGAGCCACUCCUGUAUUACUGUAGACGAUGGAACCUCCUCUUUGUGAUAAUGGUAGUUUCCUUCUCGGGCCUUGAUCUUUCCUUUUUCUCAUUCUGCAGCAGCCAUGAGCAUGCUCAGGCUUCAGAAGCGGCUGGCGUCCAGCGUCCUGCGCUGUGGCAAAAAGAAGGUGUGGCUUGACCCCAACGAGACCAAUGAGAUCGCCAAUGCCAACUCGCGCCAGCAGAUCCGCAAGCUGGUGAAGGAUGGCCUGAUCAUCAGGAAGCCCGUGACCGUUCACUCCCGUGCCCGCUGCCGCAAGAACACGCUGGCACGCCGCAAGGGGCGUCACAUGGGCGUCGGAAAGAGGAAGGGUACGGCCAACGCCCGCAUGCCGGAGAAGCUGUCCUGGAUGCGGCGCAUGAGAAUCCUGCGCCGUCUGCUCCGUCGCUACAGGGAGUCAAAGAAGAUCGACAGGCACAUGUACCACAGCCUGUACCUGAAAGUGAAGGGUAAUGUCUUCAAGAACAAGCGCAUCCUGAUGGAGCACAUCCACAAACUGAAGGCAGACAAGGCUCGCAAGAAGCUCCUGGCUGACCAGGCCGAAGCCCGCCGCUCCAAGACAAAGGAGGCCCGCAAGCGCCGCGAGGAGCGUCUCCAGGCCAAGAAGGAGGAGAUCAUCAAGACUCUGUCCAAGGAGGAGGAGACCAAGAAAUGAGCAGCUUUCCCCCGGCCCUAUUUUCAGUGCUAAUAAAAUGUACAGAAAGACAA